CAUGAUGGGAAGCUGGAGAUGGUCACCUGACUGAUGAUGGAUGGUUGCCAAAGGUCAUCGACUGCACGUUUUACGAACCAGUUUAGUUUAGUUUAGUGGCGUCUGUCAUCCAGCUACGCAAGCAGGGAUAAGUUUAGCUUUAUAUUUGAAUAUUCUGUGGAGUCCCCUUAACCAGUCAUGUCCGAGGAAGUUACUGCGAAACUUAUUGACGGAAAGAAAACAGCAGGAGAUUUACGAAAUGAACUGAAAGAACAGAUUGCGAAAAUUCGAGAGUCUGUAUCAUCAUUCAAACCUGGAUUAGCAAUUGUGCAGGUUGGUGACCGAGAUGAUUCCAAUGUAUACGUCAGGAAUAAAAUCAAGUCUGCAGAGGAGAUUGGAAUGAAAGCUGAACACUUCAAACUGCCAAAGUCAACAAAUCAAGCCCAGUUAUUAGCACAAAUUGACAAAAUCAAUCGUGAUAGCGAAUUCCAUGGUAUGAUAGUUCAGUUACCGCUGGAGUCUGACAAUAAAAUUGAUGUUGAUACCAUUACGAAUGCCGUGUCACCAUUGAAAGAUGUGGAUGGAUUAAACGAACAGAAUGCUGGCAAACUAGCACGAGGCGAAAUAAAGCGAUGUUUCAUACCAUGCACCCCUAGAGGGUGCCUGGAAUUAAUAAAGAGAGCUGGUGUUGAUGUGGAUGGUAAGAAUGCCGUCGUGAUUGGACGUAGUAAGAUUGUUGGUGCUCCUAUGUCUGAUCUUUUGCUCUGGAACCAUGCCACUGUGACCACAUGUCAUAGUCACACUCAUGACCUUCCUGGAGUGGCUUCAAAAGCUGAUAUUUUGAUUGUCGCUGCUGGUAAACCAUUGAUGGUUAAGAAAGACUGGGUAAAACCUGGAGCUGUUGUUAUUGAUUGCGGUAUUGGAUUUGUUGAAGAUUCCACACGAAAAAGUGGAAGACGUAUGGUUGGUGAUGUUGAUUUCCCUGAAGUUAAAACUGUGGCAUCUCACAUCACACCGGUACCCGGUGGCGUUGGCCCGAUGACUGUUGCUAUGCUGUUACAGAACACGUUUGACAGUGCCAAAAGAGUACUGGAAAGACACCAGAAUGUGCAAUGGAACAUACGAUAUCUGCCACUGGAACUUCAGGAUCCUGUACCAUCUGACAUUGCGGUAUCCAGGUCCCAGAUGCCAAAACAUGUGCAAGAACUAGCCAAGGAGCUGAACUUACUGCCUGAAGAGAUUGAUUUUUAUGGGAAAACCAAAGCCAAGAUAUCCUUGUCAGUGUUGGAUAGACUGAAAGGCCAACCAAAUGGAAAGUAUGUCGUAGUUACCGGCAUUACACCAACCCCGCUAGGCGAGGGUAAAAGCACCACAACUAUUGGGUUGACACAAGCAUUAGGAGCUGAAUUGCACCGUAAUGUCUUUGCAUGUGUACGUCAGCCAUCGCAAGGACCCACGUUUGGUAUUAAAGGUGGAGCUGCAGGAGGUGGAUACUCGCAAGUUAUUCCAAUGGAAGAGUUCAAUCUACAUCUAACUGGUGACAUACACGCUGUAACGGCCGCUAAUAAUCUAUUAGCAGCCGCCAUUGAUGCAAGAAUGUUCCACGAAUCUACCCAGUCUGAUAAAGCGCUGUAUGGAAGACUGGUACCAUCAAAGAAAGGAAAGCGAGAAUUCUCGAAUAUUCAGUUUAAACGAUUGAAGAAACUAGGAAUAGAUAAGACCGAUCCCAAUGAGCUCACGGAAGAGGAAAUCAACAAAUUUGCCAGAUUAGAUAUUGACACAUCCACCAUUACUUGGCAGCGAGUUAUGGAUACAAAUGAUCGGUUUUUGAGAAAGAUUACUAUCGGACAGUCACCCACCGAAAAAGGCAAGACUCGUGAAACCCAGUUUGACAUAACAGUCGCCAGUGAAAUCAUGGCCGUACUGGCAUUAACCACGGAUCUGAAAGACAUGCGCGAAAGACUUGGUAAGAUGGUUAUUGCCAGUGACAAUAAAGGCAAUCCUGUGACUGCUGAUGAUAUUGGAGUUGGGGGUGCCCUCACUGUACUCAUGAAGGAUGCUAUCAAACCAAAUCUUAUGCAGACACUGGAGGGUAAUCCUGUAUUUGUUCAUGCGGGACCGUUUGCAAACAUCGCCCACGGCAACUCAUCAAUCCUAGCAGAUAGGAUAGCACUGCAAUUGGUUGGAGAGGAAGGCUUCGUAGUGACUGAAGCCGGAUUUGGCGCCGAUAUUGGUAUGGAAAAAUUCUUUAACAUCAAAUGCCGUUAUUCUGGCCUGGUUCCAAAUGCUGUGGUAUUAGUAGCCACAGUCAGAGCUCUCAAGAUGCAUGGUGGUGGUCCAGUGGUGACAGCUGGUCAACCUCUAGCCAGGGAGUACACAGAGGAGAAUCUGGAAUUGAUUGAGAAAGGAUUUAGUAACUUGAGGAAACAAAUUGAGAAUGCUACGUAUUUUGGUGUGCCGGUUGUUGUAGCGGUAAAUGGAUUCGCUACAGACACACUACCAGAACUAGAAUUAGUCCAGCGUUUGAGUAAAGAACACGGCGCCUUUGAUGCGGUGAUAUCGACUCAUUGGGCGGAAGGUGGUAAAGGUGCAAAGAACUUGGCUGAAGCGGUCAUUAAAGCUUGUGAACAGCCAUCUAACUUUCAAUUCCUUUAUGAACUCAAGUUACCAAUUGCUGAAAAGAUCGCCAUCAUUGCUAAGAAGAUCUACGGCGCCGAUGGUAUUGAAUUAUUGGAAGAAGCACAGAAGAAAGUUGAUCUGUAUACUGCACAAGGUUUCAGUGAUCUGCCCAUAUGCAUGGCAAAGACCCAUCUCUCACUGACACAUCAACCUGACAGAAAAGGCGCACCUACUGGAUUCAUUCUUCCAAUCAGAGAUGUGCGUGCUAGCGUGGGUGCUGGAUUUCUCUUUCCCCUUGUUGGAACAAUGAGCACUAUGCCUGGAUUACCCACAAGACCCUGCUUCUUCGACAUCGACCUUGACCCUGAGACAGAGCAAGUGGAAGGACUUUUCUAAAUGGUGCCGAUAAUGUCGAAUUUUGAAAUAACUGCAUAUAUCAAUGGGACUGCUUCACAUUCCACUUUGGUAGUUAAGAGAAAUGGACAACAUUUUAGAUGUUUGAGUUUAUUAUAGUUGAUUAAUUUGGAAAUGGAUGUGAUCAAAUCAUGAUACAAACAUGUGUAAAUGUUGAAAAUGAAACAUAUAAAUUUAACCUACCAUGAAAGGUUUUUGUUAUCAAUUCAUUAGUUCACUAAAGCAGUUCCUUGUUAUAUAGGGAAUUGAUAUUACUCAGUUUAUUCUGUAGAAGGUGACUGUACUUUACAAGUACACAUGUAGAAUUUUGAGCAUAUUUUUUUUUUUGUCUGACAAAAAGGGUCACUGCGUUUAAGACCAAAACUUUUCAUGGCUGACGUCAACUGAAAUCCUGGGUAGGUGCAAUGCAAGAAAUGUAUACAUUAUUUCGGGAUAUAUUCCUAAAUGACAAUGCCAAUAAAACAAACAUUCUGCCAAAUAUAAA
Molecule: messenger RNA, 3496 nt
Organism: Saccoglossus kowalevskii
Lineage: Eukaryota; Metazoa; Hemichordata; Enteropneusta; Harrimaniidae
Product: C-1-tetrahydrofolate synthase, cytoplasmic-like
Biological process (GO): tetrahydrofolate interconversion
Cellular component (GO): cytosol
Molecular function (GO): methylenetetrahydrofolate dehydrogenase (NADP+) activity; formate-tetrahydrofolate ligase activity; ATP binding
Source: RefSeq, a predicted model, not a curated record